AUGCGCGCGAAGAUGAUGAAUUCGUCGUUCUCAACCUCAUCGGCGACUACAACCGCAACAAAACGAUCCUCUUCUUCUUCUUCUUCUUCUUCUUCUGCUUCAUCGUCGUCGUUCAGAACGCGCGCGAUUGCGUCUUCUUCGGAUGCAGCUGCAGCUUCAGCCUCAACUCCUCCUUCUUCUUCACCUGCGAAAAGCUCCUCCGCCGCGGGAGUGAACACAGACGCGCCGACGUUUCAACAAGCAAUCAAUAGAUUGCAAGACUACUGGGCCUCAAAAGGGUGCGCAGUUUGGCUUCCGCAUAACACUGAAGUCGGCGCGGGAACGAUGAACCCGGCGACGUUUUUGCGUUGCUUAGGACCAGAACCUUGGAACGUGUGCUACCCGGAACCGUCGGUGAGACCGGAUGAUUCUAGGUACGGGGAUAAUCCGAAUCGAGUACAAAGACACACGCAGUUUCAGGUGAUUUUAAAACCAGCACCGGCGAAUCCGCAAGAACUCUAUUUAGGCUCCUUAGAAGCGCUCGGCGUAGAUACGAAAGCGCACGACAUUCGCUUCGUGGAAGAUAACUGGGAAAGUCCAGUUUUAGGCGCGUGGGGGUUGGGAUGGGAAGUUUGGCUCGACGGCAUGGAAGUGACGCAGUUUACGUAUUUCCAACAAUGCGGUAGCGUGAAAGUCAAUCCAGUUGCGGUUGAAAUCACGUACGGUCUAGAGCGCGUCUUGAUGGCUUUACAAAAUGUGGAUCACUUCAAAGAUAUUAGAUACAAUGAUUCCUUAACGUACGGCGAAAUGCGUUUACAGGACGAAUACGAAAUGUCCGUGUUCAACAUGGACGUAGCUUCGGUGGAAAAUCAGAGAUUGCGUUUUGAUUUAGCCGAUAAAGAAGCGCAAUCGCUGAUUGAAAACAGACUUCCUCUUCCUGCGUACGACCAGUUGCUUAAAGCGUCUCACGCGUUUAACAUUCUCGACGCUCGUGGUGCGGUUGGCGUAACGGAGAGACAGAAAUUGUUUGCCUCCAUGCGUGAUUUGGCGAGAAAUAUUGCCUCCCUUUGGGUCGAAAGACGCGAAGAGUUAGGUUACCCGCUCGGAAGCUUAGUCGAAGGAUCAAGCGACGACAAAGAAGAUGACAACGGUAAAAAAAAGAAGAAAAAGAAUAACAAGCAAAACGACGCCGCGAAACCUGUUGCGCCCAUAGACGAAUCAAAGCUCCCGAAUGAGAAGGCUGAUUUUGUUUUUGAAAUUGGUACCGAAGAGUUGCCGCCUCACGAUGUUGUUUCGUGCAUUCAUCAAGUCGAGCUCGCCAUGAAUUCCAUUUUAGAGCAAUCUGGACUAGAAUACGAUAGCGUCUCAGUUGGUGGUACGCCUCGCCGCGUAUCCGUCGCGAUAAAAAACCUCUCUCCAAAACAGCCAGAUCAAGAAUCGCGGAAUCGCGGUCCUCCGCUUUCGAGAGCGUUUGAGGAAGACGGAGUGACUCCAACCAAAGCUUUGCUCGGAUUUUGCACAAAAAACAAUGUGGUCGAUCUCGAGAAAGAACUCGAAAAGGACGACGAGUACGUGUGGGCAAACGUGAAAGCAGUCGGGAAAUCUGCCUCUGAAGUUAUGCGCGACGAGUUGCCAAAAGUCGUAGAAUCCAUCAAGUUUAUCAAAACCAUGCGCUGGCAGUUGAACGAAGACAACGCAUUCUCACGACCUAUGCGUUGGUUAUUUGCGUGCCACGGUCAAUCGAUAAUACCCUUUUCUGCGCUCGGUGUUACUUCAAGUGAUACGACGAGAGGUUUGCGACCUCCUGGAUUGGAAGCGCCGGUGGAGGAAACGCUGACCAACGUCCAAGACUACUUUUCGUUUUUGGAAAGAGAAGGAAUCGUUCCAGACAUCGAAGCGCGCAAAAAUGAAAUUUGGAGUAACGCGGUAUCUUUAGCAGAAUCAGUCGGAGGCGUUGUCCCGGAAGGCAACAAAGAGAGUGGUGGCUUGUUAGACGAAGUUGCGAAUUUGUUGGAAGCGGGACAACCGGUUUUGGGCGAAUUCGAGGCGGAAUAUUUGAGCUUACCGAAAGAAGUCUUAAUUACCGUCAUGAAGAAGCACCAGCGCUAUUUCCCAGUCGAGAACAAAACAAGCGGUGACUUGCUUAAUAACUUUGUGACGUUUGCGAACGGACCGUGCGAUGUUUCGGCCGUAAAAUCCGGAAAUGAAGCUGUAUUAAGAGCGAGGUACCAAGAUGCUAAAUUCUUUUACGAAAACGACUGCAAGGAAAGUUUAGAGACGCUUCGUCCAAAGUUGGAAGGCAUAACGUUUCAAACCGAAUUAGGUUCUAUGCUGCAGAAAACAGAGCGAGCCGAGAAUCUCGCGCCGAAGGUCGCGGCGGCGUUGGGAUACGGCGAUGACGCUUCAAUUGUGGCCAUGGCGACGAAAGCCGCACGUUUAGCUCGUGCCGAUUUAGCGUCUUCCAUGGUCAUGGAGCUCACAUCGCUCGCUGGCGUGAUGGGCGAACACUACGCGAAAAAGUGUGACAAGCUUGACGACACGACCUCUAAAGCUAUUUUUGAAGCAAACCUUCCGAGAUUUUCGGGAGAUUUAAUCGCUUCCACGGCUCCAGGUAUCGUGGCGACCAUAGCGGACAAGGCGGAUACUUUGGUUGGAUUAUUUGCAGUCGUUGGAGCACCAAAAGCGACGGCAGAUCCCUUCGGUUUGCGAAGAACUGCGUACGGUCUCGUCCAAACGUUAGUAAACAACGAUCUUCAAACACAAGGUGGAGAUGUUCGAGCGUUAUUCGGACUUGCAAAGAGUGAACAGCCCGUGGAUGUAAGCGACAAAGCGAUGGAAGACUGCGCGGAGUUUACGAAAAGAAGAUUAGAACAACUCUUAGUGGACGCAGGAAAUGAUGUUGAAUCCGUUCGCGCAAUUUUGAACACGGAUAUUGGAUUCAACCCUGCGAGAGCGUCCGCUUCGGUAACAGAAUUGCAAGCGGCAAUGAAGGACGCAAACACCUUUUCCAAGGCGAAGAACGUUUUAUCGAGACCGACGAAACUCAUCAGAGGGAAGAAAGAUUUCACGCCGAGUGGGAAAAUAGACGAGUCUUUGCUCGUGGAGGAAGCGGAAAUCGAGUUCUUUAACACGUAUAAGAAAGCGUGCGACAAAAUAGCAGCCAACCAGAGCAUCGCAUCUUUGAUUGAAGCUUUAGCAGAAAUGGAGGAUUCCUCGACACGAUUCUUCGAAGACGUUUUCGUGAACUGUGAAGACUUACCGACGCGACAAAACCGCUUAGACCUCAUAGACUCGGUUGCAUCGUUGCCGAAGGAUAUGGUUGACUUCUCGGUCUUACCAGGAUUUUAA
This is a messenger RNA of Bathycoccus prasinos, 3327 nucleotides long. Its product is annotated as glycyl-tRNA synthetase subunit alpha. Gene Ontology annotation, molecular function: glycine-tRNA ligase activity; ATP binding; arginine-tRNA ligase activity. The record is from RefSeq and is a predicted model, not a curated record. The transcript has a single exon. Bases 1 to 3327 code for a protein of 1108 amino acids. NCBI's taxonomy places the organism in Eukaryota, Viridiplantae, Chlorophyta, Mamiellophyceae, Mamiellales, Bathycoccaceae. Gene Ontology annotation, cellular component: chloroplast stroma; cytoplasm; mitochondrion. Gene Ontology annotation, biological process: glycyl-tRNA aminoacylation; arginyl-tRNA aminoacylation.